GGCUGCUGGUAUCGUGUCGGACGAUUUCCUCCUCUACUCGCCAAACUCUACUCUGUGCUCAGUGAACCUCACAGACAUAGUGAACGCCUCCAGUCUCUACCGCUGCAUGGACCACGCACAAAAGAGUCAGCUCGUUGCCAUGCUGCCUGCUGUCGACACUGCCAAUGGCUCCGCCAGUGUGGAGAGCAUGUUCCGCAGCAAGACGUUUCUCCGAGCAGUCAAGAACUUCCAGAAGCUGCUCGCGCAGGGCAUGUUUGACGCAUCUUCCCUGCCGGCAGACACAGCGCACCUCUUCUCCUCCCUCACCUCCACCUCGUGCCUUGACCUCUCUGCCUCUGGCUGGUGGCAGCGCUGGGGCCAGGCUCAUGCCUCCUCUGCUUCUGUCUCUCACCCGCCACCACCUGCACCUGCACCAACACCGCCCACACCAACCCCACCACCGCCGCCACCGCAACCAUCACCUCCACCACCAACACCACCUGCAGCUGCUUCUCCUGCCGUUACUGCUGCUGUGAUUGCGCCUAGUGUAUCUGCAGCUGCUGCUGCUGCCAUUGCUGUUUCUGCUGUUGCUGUUCCUUCCACCAUUUCGCCUGCACCUGUCACUGCAGCAGGGGAUUCUCGCUCAUCCACCCCUCCGUCGCCAGUACACACCCCUCCUGCCGUCCCUGCUCCAUCUGCCCUUUCCACUGCUGUAAUCAUUGCACGUGGCAGCACUGCUGCUGGUGCUGCGAGUGGGGCUGGUGCUGACAGUCCGUCUGGUGCUCCCAGUGCUAGCACUGUUGGUACUGCUGCAGCAGGUGGACACUCAGGAGGCCAAGGCAUGUCGCAUUCUCUCGGGCAUCCUCGCUCCGCAUCAACAGCAUCAGGUCCAUCUCCUAGCAUGUCAACAGUGCCAUCUUCUUCACCCAGUGCCGGCUCUGCUCUACGCAAAUGCACCACUGCCACUGCCUCUACGACAGGACCUACUGCAUGCAGCAGUAUGGACAAUGGAGUGGCAGCAGCUGAUGCGGCCGCCAGAGUGUUCAGUGGAGUGUCUGGGUCUCAGAAGAAGCCACCACCAGGCGCACAAGCAAUGGCAGCACCAGGCGUGGGAGCUGGACACAAGUCUCAGAGAAUCCCUGCUGUCACUGCUACCACUGCUGUUUCAAUCCCUACCGUCUCUGCCACUACUGGUGCGUUGGCAGUGCCAGCACACGUGACUGGUAUGACAGCAAUGAAGGCAGCAGUUGUGAUUCCAGUGCAGGAGCAGCAGCAGGCGGGAAGAAAGGUUGCACCCGUGGUGCCUGCAGGCUUGGGGGUGGGAACAGGUAAAGUAGCAGAGGCGAAGGAUGAGGACGAGGAGGAUGGGUCAUUUGCUGCUGUGUGUGGGCAUGUUAAAGUGCCACAACAGCCCAACCGUAACCAAGCUUCCCGUGACCCCUCACAUUUCGCCCUGUCGGCCAACUUCUUCUCGGGUUCCUCCCUACUAUCUGCCUCCCCUCCCACUGGGACUACCACUCCUUCGCCUCCUCCUUUCCACACCUCCGUCCUCCCCUCCAACAGCACUCACCCAUCCUCAUCCACCUCUCCUGGUUCGUUCCCCCGGGUCAACCAGUCGGCAUCAGUAACACCUGCUGCUGCUGCCCCAUCAUCCCAUGGGGCCAACACGUGGCAGAAGCUAGCUGCUGCAGCAGCAGCAGCAAGGCCAGCAGUGUCCACUGCAGCACCUGCUGCAGCAACAUCAGUUUCAGGAAAAGGAGGAAUCGCUACUAGUAUUAGUUCGAGGAGGCCACUCGGCAUGCCACCACCUGGUGCGACAUCAGUGGCCGCAGUGCCAGCAGCUUGGGCAUCAGGAGCAUCUAGAGCGUCAGAUUUAGGAACCAGAUACACGCUGGGAGAAGGUGUGCUGAAUGGGCGGCUGAUUGUGGCGCGUUCUGUGGAUAUGUACUCGGACCCUCUGAGGGAUAACCUCAUGUGGGAUAGCUCCUCCGGUACUGGUGGCUCGUGCAGUGUCAUUGUUCCUCAUGGUGCCACUGCAAUGCAAGAGCCACUAGAGUGA
Messenger RNA from Closterium sp. Naga37s-1, 2038 nucleotides. Lineage: Eukaryota; Viridiplantae; Streptophyta; Zygnematophyceae; Desmidiales; Closteriaceae. The record is from the annotation of a GenBank genome assembly.